Molecule: messenger RNA, 769 nt
Organism: Vigna umbellata (rice bean)
Lineage: Eukaryota; Viridiplantae; Streptophyta; Magnoliopsida; Fabales; Fabaceae
Source: RefSeq, a predicted model, not a curated record
ACUUGUUUCAACAGUCAGUACUCAUAUGCAUUGCAGGUAAUUUAGAAACUUAUCGGCGGGUGGCAUCUAAGCUUAAGCUUGGAACCUCUGAAGAUGAAUAUACAGAAAAUGUUAGCUCAGUCUUGAUUAAAUCUCCACAAAGUACAGGGGACACUGAUGUUACUGGACAAGUUAAGACCGGUAGGAUUCCUGUUCGUUUAUAUCUGUGGACAGUCAAUGAGGAGUUUGAUGAUUUUGAAGAUGCUCCUCAAAUUGAUAAUUGGGACAAAGUCUCAUAUAUCAAUCGUCCUGUUGAGCUUUAUAAGGAAGAUGGUAAAUACUUUAGUUUAAAUGAUGCGGUUAAAAGAAUAUUACCUGAGUUUUUUCUGGAGAGUUCCUUUGUAAUUGAAGGAGAUACAGACAUUAACCAAAGUGGAGAAGAGGGUGAAAGAUCAUCUGACCCCGGGUCAUCUUGCAACGCAGCUGAGAUUGCUGAAAUCAAAUCUGUUCGUAUUCAAGGGAUAGAACCGAUUUUAGAUAUACCUUUUUCUUGGGUCGUCAACAACUUGAUGAAUCCCGAGUAUUUUCUUCAUAUGUGCGUAUGCUUAAAAGUUAAGGUCAAUGCUGUGCAAUAGGGAUAAAUUUAGUUUUGUUGGGAAUACAUUUACUAGAAAAAAAAAUCAGAAGAUGCAAUUUUUUUGUAUAUAAAAUGUACAAAACGGUUUCUUAUCAUAUUCAUUUCAUAAUUAUUCGAUUGCUAUUUUCCAGUUCAAAGUGUAGUAAUUGUUGA